This is a messenger RNA of Passer montanus (Eurasian tree sparrow), 675 nucleotides long. Its product is annotated as ribonuclease CL2-like. The coding region runs from base 144 to 572 and encodes 142 amino acids. The transcript has 2 exons. Gene Ontology annotation, molecular function: nucleic acid binding. Lineage: Eukaryota; Metazoa; Chordata; Aves; Passeriformes; Passeridae. The record is from RefSeq and is a predicted model, not a curated record.
GUGCAUCGGGGACCAGAGUGUCUGUGGGAGGGGUCUGUGAGGAACCCAAGCAUCCGGUGGGGAAGGGCGGCGGUGUAUGGCAUCCGGCUGUGGGGGCACGGGCUGGGUCUGUAGGGGAGCCAGGCUCUGAGGAGCAGGUGUCCAUGGCGGGCUGGGUGCUGUGCAUGACCCUGGUGCUGGUGGCACUGGCGGGGGCGGCGGGCGAGACCCGCUACGAGAAGUUCCUGCGGCAGCACGUGGACAACCCGCGGACGUCCACGCUGGCGGCGCAUCGCUACUGCGAGACCAUGCUGGCGCGGCGGCGCGUGACGGCGCCGGGCAGGCCCUGCAAGCCCUCCAACACCUUCGUGCACGCCCCGGCCGCCGAGCUGGUGGCCGCCUGCUCCCAGGCGCCCGACCCCGCCACGGGGUUCCACAGCACGCCGGGCGCCCUGAGCCUCACGGCCUGCCGCCUGCGCGGCGGGGACACGCGGCCGCCCUGCGCCUACCGCGCCCGCCAGGCGCAGCAGCACGUGCGCGUGGCCUGCCGCGACGGGCUGCCCGUGCACCUGGCGGGCACCUACACGGUGUGAGGCUGGCAGCGAGCCUGGCACGGCGCUCCCCUGGGCCCCCGGCGCGGAGCCUGCCUCCCCUCGGGGGCUCUGUUGGUGCUGGCAAUAAAGGAGGUGUCAGAGG